Messenger RNA from Racocetra persica, 341 nucleotides. The record is from the annotation of a GenBank genome assembly. NCBI's taxonomy places the organism in Eukaryota, Fungi, Glomeromycota, Glomeromycetes, Diversisporales, Gigasporaceae.
GAAUAACUACGUCUGUAUAUUCUGCUGCUCGUUCCGCUGUCGAACAAUUAAAACAUGCCGCAAAUAAGAUUUCAAAAGAUGAUUUCGCGCGAGCUUUAGCAAAGGCUCGUUUUAAUGCUGCUGCUUCUUAUGAGACACGCGCUUCUAAAACAGAAAUUUUCGGUAACCAGAUUUUAUUUUCGGGAAAAGUCACUACUUUAACCGAAGUUCUUGCCCAAUUUGAUCGUUUCAAAGUCGAAGACAUUCAAAGCACUGCAGCAAAGAUUCUUAAGUGUAAACCUACUGCAGUUGCACUCGGCGAUGUCGGCACUUUGCCAUACUCUGAUAGCCUUUCUCUUUAA